This is a messenger RNA of Candidula unifasciata, 660 nucleotides long. NCBI's taxonomy places the organism in Eukaryota, Metazoa, Mollusca, Gastropoda, Stylommatophora, Geomitridae. The record is from the annotation of a GenBank genome assembly.
AUGCCUGUAGGUUCGAUAGCCAAAAAACGAAACUACUGGAUUCAACAAAGCACCAAAGAUGAAAGUUUUGAUAGCAAAUAUGCACUAGGGGAUGAAAUCGGAAGAGGAAGAUCAUCUAUUGUUUACGCCUGUGAAAGAAGGGGUCUUCAUCUCCCAUUUGCAGUUAAAAUUAUUAGAAAAAAUCUUGACAAGAAGGUGUUCAUGGCAGAUAUCGGAGUUCUUCUUGGCCUGAACCAUGAAAAUCUUGUAAGACUGCAGGAGGUCUUUGAAAGCAAAACACGAAUUUUUAUAGUCCAGGAGCUGGAGUAUGGAGGAGAAUUGUUUGACAGAAUCACAACACUGAACACGUAUACAGAGGUCACAGCAGCAAAAGCAAUAAAAGACAUUGUUUCCGGAAUAAAUUACCUCCAUGGCUGCGGAUAUGUAAUAAGAAAUUUAAAGCCAGAGAAUUUACUGUAUGCCACCAUCUUAGAUGACUCCCGGUUAUUGAUUGCUGAUUUUGCUAUGUCAUCCCUUGUUGGCCUUGAAGUUGAUAUGUCUUCUGUGUGUGCUUCACCUGGAUUUACAGCUCCAGAAGUUCUCAAGGGAGUUCACUAUGGGAAAACCUGCAGAUAUGUGGUCAGUUGGAGUCAUUCUUUAUAUAUUAUUAUGUGGUUAUGA